Messenger RNA from Acanthaster planci (crown-of-thorns starfish), 4072 nucleotides. It is a transcript of the gene psat1, whose product is annotated as phosphoserine aminotransferase 1. The record is from RefSeq and is a predicted model, not a curated record. Gene Ontology annotation, biological process: L-serine biosynthetic process. Gene Ontology annotation, cellular component: cytoplasm. Lineage: Eukaryota; Metazoa; Echinodermata; Asteroidea; Valvatida; Acanthasteridae. Gene Ontology annotation, molecular function: pyridoxal phosphate binding; O-phospho-L-serine:2-oxoglutarate transaminase activity.
UGCAGUGCAGUAGAUGUGGCGCCACAUCCAGCAUGGAAUCAAAACCCAGCUGUGAGCUCGUUGCGGUCUCUGUUGCUCGUUUGACGAUUAAGGAGUCCGAACGUACUCUGGGAGCCUGUCAGUGUUAUUGCUAACCGAGUUGUACAUUUUUGUUUCCCAAGAAAAUCAUUGUAUUUUCAUUCUUAUCGAUAUGAAUGGACACAGGGUUAUCAAUUUUGCUGCCGGACCAGCUAAGCUUCCAGAACCGGUUUUAGAACAUGCACAAAAGGAGAUGCUAAACUACAAUAACAUGGGCCUGAGCAUGAUGGAACUGAGUCAUCGUUCGGCUGAGUUUUCGAAAAUUGUCCAUGAAACACUUCAGGAUCUCAGAGAUUUGCUAGAUAUACCAGACAACUACAAGAUUCUACUUCUGCCCGGAGGGGGCACUGGACAGUUCAGUGCUGUUCCCAUGAACCUGCUCAGAGGAGGUUCAGCCGACUACAUCAUAACCGGAAGCUGGUCGGCAAAGGCUGCUAAAGAAGCCGAGAAAUAUGGCAAAGUAAAUGCCGUCUUCCCCAAGCUGGACAAAUACACCGUAAUUCCAAGCCAAGACAAGUGGAACUUGAAUCCUGAAGCAUCCUAUGUCUAUUACUGUGACAAUGAGACGGUACAUGGAGUUGAGUUCCCAUUUGUGCCUGAGACGAAGGGAGUGCCUUUAGUCUGUGAUAUGUCUUCAAAUUUCCUUUCCAGACCUGUUGAUGUAUCAAAGUUUGGUCUGAUUUAUGCCGGUGCCCAGAAGAACAUAGGAUGUGCAGGGGUAACGGUCGUUAUCGUUCGGGAAGACUUGAUCGGCCAUGCCAUCAGGGAGUGUCCAGUUAUUUUUGACUACAAAGUGCAGGUUGGGAACAAUUCGCUGUACAAUACACCACCAACAUACAGCAUCUACAUCAUGGGUCUCGUCUUCAAGUGGCUGAAGGACCAAGGUGGUGCAGCCAAGAUGGCAGAGUUCAGCCGCAUCAAGUCCCAGUUGAUCUACGAUGUCAUCAAUAACUCGGACGACUUCUAUCACUGUGCCUUGGAAAAAUCUGCCCGUAGUCGCAUGAACGUGGUCUUUCGGAUUGGGGGUAAAGACGGCGUUGACGAACUGGAAAAGAAAUUUGUUGAAGAGUCACAAAAACUUAACAUGGUGUCGCUGAAAGGUCACAGGUCAGUUGGAGGAAUGCGUGCUUCGUUGUACAAUGCCAUCACUGUUCAGGAGGUCAACAAACUGACAGACUUUAUGCUGGAUUUUAUGGCCAGGCACCGAUAAAGACCCUCGCCCACAGAACUCUACUUGAACUGUUCAAAGAUUUUAUAUCAACGAGAGGCCAAAGUUCCCCCAAGAUGGACAUCGAGAAGUUCUUCCAAUCCUAUCAUCAGCUGUUUCCAAUUCAUUUGUUUCUCCACUGUUCUACAAGUUUUCUACGUAGCGUACAUACUAUUAGCAUUUGAACAGUGUACUCCUCAGUUUAUCAAAACCCCCCCAAAAAACGUUCAGCAGUUUGCAGCGUGGUAUAGAGUCAUGAAUUGGCUACUCAGAAUUCAACAAGAACCCCCCACCCCCAUCGAAAAUUGUAGUUGCUACAUGAUUGAAAUGGAUCGUCUCUCACUGGUUCAUGCAUUAACUUUUUUUGGCUGUAACAGUCACAAGACAGUCAAAAAUUCCUUCCAUUUGGUGUGCCGCAGUACACAGACACAAAGGGGUUAUUUGACUGAUAGGACAACUUUGUCAAGAUUGCAUCUUGGCAUAGGAGGCUUGUAAAGAAGAAAAAUUUCAACAACCAAAGAUCAUUUGCAUUUGUAACUAAAGGUGUAGAUCUACCCCCUGUAUUUAAUGUCAUCAAUUUCUUUUCGAUGUAUUUUUGAACGGCCAAAAUACACUGAAAAAUUGUACUUGCAGUUAAAAUUUCUUAAUUUAUUCAAAUGCAAGUGUUGCAGUGGACGAAGCUAUGUAAGCAGUGAUCGCUGACUCACCCAGUGUUGGUGAUGCGAUACCUUAUGUUCUCGAUACAGUCAUGUGAGCACCAUACAUGGUUGGGGCGGUUCCAGUACUUUUCCAAUCACUCCGGUAUUGGAUGAUAACCAGGCCAAAUAGCAGCCUGGAGCUAGCCAGGUUCCUGCGAGUUGUUGAACUCCGACCUUCCGGGACUGUGCUUUCCCUAGAUCUGUCUCUUGCUACCGGGGCAGUUAGUGUUGCAUUUGUGCAUUAUCAGUCAGUGCUCAUACUUGGGGCGUCUUGUAAAUAAAAGGUCACCCACUUUUAUUUAGUAUAAAAACGGCUUAUGUUUUUAAACACGGUAGAGAUAAGAUGCUUUACGAAUUGAGAACCGAACAAAGAAAGGAUGGUAAUGCUAAUUGUAUUCUACUCUUCUCACCCCAUGGAAAACACCAGAGACAAAUCAGUUGUGUAGAUGUGAAAAUGGCAAAAUAGUACAGAAUUGUAGCCAAAACGGAAACAUCACCCACAUUAAUAUGUACAUAUAGUCGUCGGACCUCAAACCUAUUUUACAAGACAAGAAUUUAUGCACGGUGCCUAUAAAACUUGGAAAAGUGCCAUAACCUUUGUAUUAACCAGAUAUUGGACUAUAUACUGGUGUGUCGAGUGAUCCGGUAAAGGGGAACUCAAAUAUUGUACUUGAUUCCAGUCCAGUCACAAUGUUCUCGGUUGCUUUGACGCAAGUGUGAGUUUUCUGUAAUAACUUGUUGAGCACUGUAAGAACCUGUUUGAAAAUGUGGCUGUCAUGAUAUUUUUAAAAAGUAUUUGUGUAUUAUGUUAUGUACAUAAUUCAAUGAAUGUACAUUGUGGAUGCUUUGUUGAUUAGCAGGUGUGCUGGCUGGUAUUUGUUAACAAGCCAAAAGGGUUUUUACUUAGGCUUGCGGGUCAAAUGGCAAAAAUUUCAUGCUUGCUAUCGAUAAAUCAGCGUGGCUGAAGGUUUGAGGUUUACAUAUAUACAGCAGUUUUGUGAAAUUCUAACUUGAAAAACAACAAACAGUUACUGCUGCUUCUAACUUACAUAAGAAUUUUGUACGCAAAAUAUGCUGCAUGAAGUUUGCCAUAUUUUACAAGUUGAUUCUAAUAACUAUUGGAUGUGAGAUGUGCUUUUUGAUCCAAGCUGAUCUUUUAAAAAGUAGCAUCUUUCUAUUUACAGCUAUCGUGAAAUUUGAAAAAGAGUAACAUAAUAUCUGCCACAAUCAAAUUGUGAUUUUAAUAUUUUGUUUCAGUCGAUGUAUUCUUGAAUGUAAAAGAUGUUCUAUUUUUGGAAAUAUGGAGACGCGAAUAUUGCGUUGCUUGAAAGUUAUUGUUGCAGGUGGCUUUGUAUCUGGUUAGUUAACGUCGGUAGACACAUUUUGCUUUAAUUUGAUUUGAACUAAUUAAUUUGAUUUUGGACAUGUUUUUAGAUCUAUACAUUUAAAACUCAUCAAAUGGUGGAAAUGAAAAAGUCUGAUUUAAUUAACCUGUUUGACCUGCACGCGUGUGGCAGCUCAGAGUAUUUUCUAUUCAGUGUAAAAAAUUACCCUAAAAUGUGGCAUGAUUUUGAUGCGCACAAAAAUAUAUGAAAACUAUCGCAGAACCUCAACACUAAUUGUUGAGUUAUCACGAACCGACGCCUCUAACAUCUACUUGUACAUUGAAAGGUUCCACAACCUUUUCCAGGGUAUAGGGCUUUUUCCCAGGCGUCUGACCUUCAGCUGAAAUAGCCGUUUAGUGAGUUGACACAUUGCACUACUUAGCAACUGCUAUCGUUAUUUGUAUUUGUGCUAAGCCUAUCGCUUUUUUAUCGAAAAGAUGGUUAAUCACGAUUCAGAUGGAUUUAAAUCGAUAAAAAGUUGGUUUGCGUAAAGGUAGGGGUUUGUUCAAACGACUAAGAACGAGCAUGUUGCAAUGUCCGUGUACUUCGUACAAACGUUUUGAGUUUCAGUAUGCAGUAUUAUAGAAACGAGGAAACAUUGUGAAAACUUGACAUUUUUAUUUUAUCGGUGGGUCAUAACUGUUUAUAAAAAGUUUCAAUAGAAUGUGAAAACCUGAUAAAAUAGUUUCCUGUGUAUGUCAUGA